GAACUCAUCUUAUGUGGAUUCGCCUUGACAUAGCUGCAGAACAAUCAGUACUAGACAAUUUAACUGUUUUUAAUAAAAAUAUUUCAUGCAAAUACCUUUUACGUUUUUGUGUGAGUUUUUGAGAAAAUAAUAUUUUUAUGAAAACAUUUACAUAAAACGAUUUUUUUCGAUAAUUUUCCCUAUUAACAUAAUUUAAAUAUAGGAAGUUUAUAUUCAAUUACCCUUCAUUUGCCCAUCAUUACAAAUUUUCAAUUUUCAAAUUACAAAUUAGAAUGUAAGUAAUAGCUUUAGUAAUUCAAUUUUGUGCUGCCAUCCGAAUAUACACGGCGAAAGAAAAAAACACAAUUCAGCUGAUCUAAUGCUACCACCUUUAAUAGAUUCGCCUUAUAUUUGGUGUACGCUUAUUUGACAAUACGAAAAUAACCACUUUGUUUAUUUAUGUACCUAAUCGUUUGUGUUUUUAUUUUAACUGAGGUAUAAAAAGACACUUGUGAAACUAAAAGCCAAAAUUUCAAUAGGAAAUCUGUUCUCAAAUUGGAAAAGGUUAUAUCCUCAACUCCCUUAAAUUCAAACCAGUUGGCAGCGCCGUUCAUAUUCUCAGCUCCUAACCACACAAUACUCGUGGGACACCGGACGUAUAAGUAACUUCACGCUCAUUUUACAGCAUCCUGCUGCUGCUGCUCUGCGCCAAACUCGCUCAGUGGAAAAAUAUUCGUUUUUAGUUCUUCGGUAGUCAACAGUAAGUUCGCACGCAUUUCUAACGGCAAUACAAAAUAUCACAAAUAAAGCAUCAAAGCGGGUUAGAGAAAUAAAACUGGAACAAAACCACAAUUGUGUCAGUGUCCGCGCGCAGCAAUCAUAGUGUUGUUGACAAUUUUUCGAUUUUUUGUCCUUUCAACUCGCUAAACGUAAACAGUGCAGCUGGUCCUUUCUUUAAGUGUAUGUGUAUGUAUGAGUGUUGGUUGCCUUGUGCUGCUUAUGUGUUUUGAUUAAGGUUGCACUUUGCCUAGUCAAGUGAGUGUUGGCCAAAAGCGCCUAUCGCCAGUCGCCCGCAUAUACAUACAUAUGUAUGUAUGUAUGAUAAGUCAUUUUACUUUACUUUACAAAUAAUCAGAAAUACUCACAUGAGAAGUUGGGGAAUGAAAUUACUUGUUGAAUUAGUAAAUAAUACGGCUUGAAUUGUGAGCACUUCAGUUCGAAAAAAAAAAUAUAUAUAAUAAAUACAAAUAUAAAAAGGGAAGAAUAUGAGCAAUAAAUAUUUUGAAUAAAAAAAAUCCUAAAAUCACAUGAUAGUGAAUCUCAUUUACUACUUUUGCCACUGGCUGCUAAACCCAGCAAUACACACAAACACAUCUACACUGAUUGCGAUGCAAAUAAUUGCAGUUGAAGCACAUAAACGAAAAUUGGCAUGCGAAUGACCGGCUGCUGAAGUUAAUGGUUGUGUGAGUGAGUGAACGAGCACACAAGCGACGAGAGUAGCGUAAGCUGCAUGCUGACAAUUAGUGCCGUCAGUUAAUUGACAUUUCACUGCAUGCAUAUCAAUUGAUGGUGUCAAUUAAAAGCGCUGAUAAAUAAACGCGACUAUAAUCUAGUUAGCAGCGUAUGCGUGUGGGAUGACGCGCUAGUCAAAGUUAGCGAAAGCAGCGAUAAAGAGAGAGGUCAUGCAAAGAAUUUGCAUUUAAAUCGCAUACAAAUAGUGCUUUUGCAUCUAACUUUGCCAUUUUGACAUUCUGCACUAACGCCGAAAUUCGUCUAACACCGCCAAGUUGGAAGGAAAAAAACUUUUCACGGCUGUUAAUAAUAUUUUAGCCGGUUCGAGCUUUGCCCGGGAACUCAGGCAACUAAUGACGAGAAACACUACAGUUGGCGUGGAUGACACGGCAAGUGUGGGACCGCAACAGCAACAGCUUGAGACCACGGCGUAUUACGAACAUCAGUCCGACUAUAGCGAAGACGCAACAGGCCACACAACAGCGAUAGCAACGGCUACGUCACCACAACCUCACCGAAAUCAACAAACAAGCAAUAUGGCCGCCAUGUCCGCUGAUGUCGAAUGCACACAAACAACGCAAUCGCCAAUGCGGCGUCGCAGUCGGCGUGUAUCCGAAUUGGUAUUGGAUCCUUGCUGCAAUCAAUUGGCAGGAGAGCAGCUAGUGGAGCAUUCGGCAGUUGUUGCCGAUUUACCCACAGAAGAUUAUGAUGAUGUGGUAGUUGAUGAGGAAGAAGAAGACGAUUUCGAAGAUGGUGUUGAUGGUGAGAAUGAUUACUACGAUGAAUCGCCAGUGCAGCGUAGCGCUAGAUUUCUGAAGCCAUGCAAACAGCAACAAAGAAAAACCGAACUGCAAGAACAGGCGGCGACGGCGAGUACGGUGAAAAGUGGUGGCAAGCGACCAAAACGACGCAUUAAGACGACUCGUCAAUUUUCACAGCGUACUGGUUCGACCGAGUCGACGGAGAGUGCCACACGACCAUGCAUAUCCAAGGGGCAAAUGCGCGAAUUCCGUGAAGCAUUUCGUUUAUUCGACAAAGACGGCGAUGGCUGCAUAACAAAAGAGGAGCUCGGUACCGUAAUGCGUUCAUUGGGGCAAUUCGCACGUGUUGAGGAAUUGCAGGAAAUGCUGCAGGAAAUCGAUGUGGAUGGAGACGGUAACGUCAGCUUUGAAGAAUUCGUGGACAUACUUUCUAACAUGACCUAUGAGGAUAAAUCAGGUCUAUCCUCUGCUGAUCAGGAAGAGCGUGAGCUGCGUGACGCUUUUCGUGUGUUUGACAAGCAUAAUCGUGGCUAUAUUACGGCCUCAGACCUGAGAGCGGUGCUGCAGUGUUUGGGCGAGGACCUGGAUGAGGAAGAUAUCGAGGACAUGAUUAAAGAAGUCGAUGUCGAUGGUGAUGGACGCAUUGAUUUUUAUGAGUUUGUGCAUGCUUUGGGCGAACCGGAAGACUCGCAGGAGAACGACGAGGAGAAUGAAGAAGAGAAUACAACUUCACCAUUACCAACACCAAAAUCGGCCAUGUCAAUGAGUUACGAUUAAGCUGUGGAAAAGUUUCGCGGUUAAUAACGAAAUCGGUAAAUGAAAACUUAGCAAAGAAACAGUUAUUACAAUAAUACGCAUAAUUAAUUCCCAGCUAACAUUUUUCUUAAAGUUUUUGGCUCCAAACAAAUUUGUAUUGAUAUAGGAAAUGGUACAAAAUGAAUAACGAAAAUUUUUGGAAAUAAUAAAAUUUCAUUAACUCCUAAAAUUUAAUAAUCAAAACAUAUAUCUGAGAACUAAAAUCAAAUAAUAACCUCUUAUUAUAAAAAAGUAAUAUAAAACCAUUUCUACUCUAAAAUUCGCGUUUAUGGCAAAAAAAGAGACAGUAUUUAUAAA
This is a messenger RNA of Anastrepha ludens (Mexican fruit fly), 3365 nucleotides long. RefSeq lists its product as uncharacterized. The record is from RefSeq and is a predicted model, not a curated record. Bases 1845 to 3029 code for a protein of 394 amino acids. Lineage: Eukaryota; Metazoa; Arthropoda; Insecta; Diptera; Tephritidae. The transcript is spliced from 6 exons. Gene Ontology annotation, molecular function: calcium ion binding; enzyme regulator activity.